AUGAGUAAACUUUUACAAAAUAUGCCGUUGCCAUCUACACCUCAAUUCCUGCCACCUUUACCAAAAACAUUGCCACCAAUUCAUCAAAACCAGUCAGCAUUUGCUAAUCCUAUGCCACCUUUAAAUAAUUCCAUUGGGAUGUUGCCAGUAAGUACGAUAAUUAUGGUCGAUACAAAGCUCAAAAGAUAUCCAAUUGUCAUGAAUUGCCCAUUUUGUAAAGAAGUAAUCAAAACUAGCGUCAAGAAAGUUCAUCCAUGCUGGGACUUUUUCUGUUGUUGUUUCUGCUUUGGGAUGAGAUGCAAGAAAAGACACCAUCUCUGCAGCAAAUGUAAAAAUUAUCUUGGAACUUAUGAUGGGUUUUUGUGA
Chironomus riparius is the source of this 366-nucleotide messenger RNA. The record is from the annotation of a GenBank genome assembly. NCBI's taxonomy places the organism in Eukaryota, Metazoa, Arthropoda, Insecta, Diptera, Chironomidae.